AGCCAGAGCCAGCACGCCAGCCCCGAGCGCCCCGCGGACUGGCGGGCAGCUGUGGACGCCCGGCCGGCAGCCCACAGCAUGGAUUCGGAUUCCGGCGAGCAGAGCGAGGGCGAACCCGGGACAGCCGCAGUGAGACAAAAAUCUCUCUCAGAACUCCAAAAUUAACCUGUUGAGUUGGAGAUGAUUCACCCCCCACCAGUGACUUCACAAGUAUCUGCUUCAGUUCGCUCUGGUCCUGAUGUUUUUAGUUCAAAGAACUUUGCCCUUCAAGCCCAGAAGAAGAUUCUGAGCAAAAUAGCCAGCAAAACUGUGGCCAACAUGCUGAUUGAUGACACCAGCAGUGAGAUCUUUGAUGAGCUCUACAAAGUCACCAGAGAGCACACCCACAGCAAGAAGGAAGCCCACAAGAUCAUGAAAGACUUAAUCAAGGUGGCGAUCAAAAUUGGGAUCCUCUACCGGAACAACCAGUUCAGUCAAGAGGAGGUUGUUAUUGUGGAGAAGUUCAGGAAGAAGCUCAACCAGACCGCCAUGACCAUUGUCAGCUUCUAUGAGGUGGAGUACACCUUCGAUAGGAACGUGCUCUCCACACUCCUACAUGAGUGCAAGGAGCUGGUGCAUGAACUGGUACAGCGACACCUGACGCCAAGGACCCACGGGCGCAUCAACCACGUCUUCAACCACUUUGCCGAUGUGGAGUUCCUCUCCACCCUUUAUAGUCUGGAUGGAGACUGUAGGCCCAACCUCAAGAGGAUUUGUGAAGGAAUCAAUAAACUGCUAGAUGAGAAAGUCCUCUGAACAGCCUUCUUUCCUUCGGGGCUUGGCUGUACUCAAGUUACAGCACCCAGCGUGUUCCCGGUGAGAAUCAGGAAAAGAAGAAACCCUUAUUGAAGAUACCCAUGUUCUAUCCUGUUCACCCCUCUGAGGUUGAUGCUGGAUUGAGCGCAGGUGUGUUUAUCUCCUGAACUCUCAAUGAGGUCUGUACUUAAAAUCCCCCUUGUUUGCAAGUCUAAAGGAUACGCCAUCUAUUUUAAGCAGAAAAGCUGCCCUGCUCAUCAAGGUGAGCCCAGUUCCUCUUGUGGAGAGGAAGGAGCCCUGGACCAGGAGUCAGGGGACAUGGAUUUGGUUCCCAGCUCCACCAGUUACAACUCCAUCCUCUGGAUCCUGGAACCAUCUUGCCCGCCUGCCUACCUCCUCACAGGAGGACUGACUGAGAUUAUGUAUGUUCACACUUUUAAAACUCCAGUGUAAAUAUGACAGGCAUCAACCUGGAUCUAGACUAUUAAGCAGCAGAGAAAAGAACAAUAGUUUCUAAUGGGCUGGGUUUGCAAUCUGUCUCUAGAUGUGCUCUUUCAAACAAAAUAAAAAUGAAUCCAAAGGUGUGAAAAAGUA
Molecule: messenger RNA, 1389 nt
Organism: Camelus dromedarius (Arabian camel)
Lineage: Eukaryota; Metazoa; Chordata; Mammalia; Artiodactyla; Camelidae
Gene: TNFAIP8L3
Product: TNF alpha induced protein 8 like 3
Exons: 3
Coding region: 181-795 (204 amino acids)
Biological process (GO): regulation of apoptotic process
Cellular component (GO): cytoplasm
Source: RefSeq, a predicted model, not a curated record